Messenger RNA from Pseudomassariella vexata, 2866 nucleotides. Its product is annotated as anaphase-promoting complex subunit 5-domain-containing protein. Gene Ontology annotation, molecular function: protein binding. The transcript is spliced from 3 exons. Gene Ontology annotation, biological process: anaphase-promoting complex-dependent catabolic process; positive regulation of mitotic metaphase/anaphase transition; protein K11-linked ubiquitination. Lineage: Eukaryota; Fungi; Ascomycota; Sordariomycetes; Amphisphaeriales; Pseudomassariaceae. The record is from RefSeq and is a predicted model, not a curated record. The coding region runs from base 376 to 2727 and encodes 783 amino acids. Gene Ontology annotation, cellular component: anaphase-promoting complex.
GUGAUACAAGGCUAGUGGGUGUGGCGCAUCAACAAACUCAAGUGAACAAUCUGCAGCAAAACCCCAAGUUUGCAUCUGCUACUACUUUAAUCUACAGCCGACAGUUUGAGGCUACCAAUCUUCAGUCGGAAGUUGUGCCUCUAGAAUGGAUGGUUCUGAAUGACCUUCCUAGUGGGCCAAUAGGUGCAGGACUCGGAGCUGCCCUCUUCAACCGUCGUGGCCCAAGGAGCUGGUCGUGAGCCUCUUCUUGAACAUUCCAACCUUGCCGACGACCAACACACUCUGCAGGAGCAGAAAUGCGGGUCUACAAGGCUUCAUUACAUUCAUUGAGCUCUUCGAGAUAAGGUGACAGCUUCGCAGAACCAGCGCACCAGAAUGUCUCGUUUCCUUACACCAGCCAAGAUUGGCCUCCUUGCUCUCAUUGAGCUCUAUGCAAACAAAGCAGUCCCAACCUCAUCCAUAGUGGAUGUCCUUUCUUUCAUCACGUUUCAUCUGAUUGAUGGCGACAGCGGGAGCCUGUCGGCCGAUGCCGAUGGCCGCUGGAAGAAGGCCGAAAGCACCGUCAGCCUCGUCAUCUCCAUCGCUGAUUUUGAGAAGGCGCUUAGCCCCCAUACCGCCGCUUCGGGUAUGCCAGGACGCAGCCUCUGGUACGUGUUCGUGGACAAGCUUUGGAAAAUCAACUCGCUGGACGCACUGCACGAGUUUUUCGAGCGACGGUCCCAUUUGUUGGCCAAGUCCAAGGAGGAGCUGCGCCGGGAUGCCGAGACGGGCCUCGCGCCUCCAGCACCGGACGCCGUCCUGCUCUCGCGAAACUCACCUUUUGGUGCAUUCAUUCGGCGAACGCUGCUGGAGUUUACGAGAUUACCGUUCCAUACCACGUUCGAGCUGUGGAAGGAUUUCGUCAAGUACCGCCAGACAACAGCGGCUUAUUUCCGGAAGAAGACGCCAUCCUUUCAACGAUUGAGCUUUGACAACGUCCUGUUGGAAGGGGAACAUGCAUCUUGGGGCGACGGCGUGGAGGUUGUUGCCUCGGUGGCAUAUGGGGAUAUGCUCAGAGAUGACCCCAGCUCGACCUUGCCUGUCAGCACGGAUGAUAUCGAAAAGCUUCUGGAGUUUCAGAUCGAGCAGAUGCAAAGGUAUGGCAAUCGAAUACCGCUGGAAAUCCGCCAUCAGUUCCAGGACCUGUUAAACGACAGCUUCAUGGUUCCUAGCUUGUCACACUAUCUCAGUUACCUCGAUGCGUGGCGGGCGGGAGACUACUCGACGUCCUUCGAUUAUUUGCACAGAUAUUUCGACUACACGAUGCAAAACAGAGACCGACUGUUCUAUCAGUAUGCACUCAUGAACCUAGCCGUCCUGCAAGCAGACUUUGGGUGCUACAAAGAGGCCGUGGCUGCGAUGCUGGAGACGGUGUCGACAGCCCGCGAGAAUCGAGACAUGACCUGUUUGAACUUCGCGCUGAAUUGGCUCUUCCACUUUGGCAGAGCGCAUCCCGAGAUUACUCGCGAACUCGAGUCGAACAGCAUGCUUGGUACUGGCAAAGAGUCUCUAGCAUUCCUCCGGAGCAAAGCCAAGGAAACGGGCAUGUGGACACUUUGGAGUUCAGCCCUCGUCAGCGAGGCGAAGAUGGCAUUAUCCAAUGGCGAGAGCAUCGCCACUGCUCUUGAACACAUGGUCCGCAGCUCGCAGAUCCUGGUCGAGAGGAACAUGAAGAGCAUGAUGGGCACACAAAUGUCACUCAACAUCGCAUUGUGGGACCGCCUGGGCAUUGCCUAUCUCUCGUCGACCGUGUGCGAUGUAUUCCUGCGCUGCCAUGCGCGCAAUUCUAUCUUUGACGACGAAUUGAAGGUCACAAGCCGGCAAGUGUCCAUGUUGGCGCUGAAGGGGAAAUACGACGAGGCGCUGGGGAAACUAGAAGGCAUGGAUCCCAACUCUCUGCGCACAUGGAAACCCAGCCAGUAUUGGCACAAAUUUCGGGGCAUUGUCAAACUUCGUCGCGACCUGCACCACAACCACCUCGAUGGAGCGGAGCAUCUACUCUCACAACUACUGCAGUCGAAGACGGAGGAUCUCGAGCCCGACCUCGCCUUCGUCAUCGACAGCUUGCACAUCGAGUGCCUCGUCCGGCGGGGAAACCUCCAACAAGCCUUCGCCGAGGUCGAGAACCUAGUCUCCGAGCUCGGUGAUGACAACAGGGACAUUGCGCUCCGGGUGCGUCUGCUGCUUAUCAAAGCCGAGCUGCUGGAUGUCUGUGGCCGGCCGCAAAAGGGCUUCACCAUUGCCGUGCGAGCAGCCAACGUCGCCCUGCGCGCGCGCCUCAUCCCGUAUCUCUGGCCGGCCAUCGGUGCCGUUGCCAACAUUCUAGUCUCGCUCGGCGACUUCGAACCCGCCAUCCAGCUUCUGCUCGCCAUCUUGCCUCGUAGCCUCGAGUGCGAGAACUCGGCGAUGACCGCGAAGCUGUACUCGAUUCUGGGAGAUGCGAACAUGGGUUUAGCGGGCAAGAUGCCGCCCCAGUCCAAGGAGAGACGGCAAUACAUGACGAAGGCGCUCGAGGGUAUUGAGAAGGCCUUCAAUCAUUACUCGGACAUGGAGGACAUCAAGAAGCAGUGCGAAAUGAUGGCCAAGAAGGCGACCAUCAUGAAGGUCGCAGGUGACCACGUGUUGGCGAAUGAUUACGCGGCCGCGUACUUGGCGCUGAGGAGAGAUGCCGAGCAAACCAAAACGUGACGGAAGAUGUAGCAAGCAAGAUCUUCGGAAAGAUGACGUUGAACAUUGAUAUUUGUUCAAGUACUACCUAGAUCAGGGUGUAUUUUAUCCUUUCCUGGGCUAUGGCUGCUUAAGUAGACAAGCGACAUGUUAUGGGAGA